This is a messenger RNA of Telopea speciosissima, 516 nucleotides long. RefSeq names its product non-specific lipid transfer protein GPI-anchored 9-like. The transcript is spliced from 3 exons. Bases 1 to 516 code for a protein of 171 amino acids. The record is from RefSeq and is a predicted model, not a curated record. Lineage: Eukaryota; Viridiplantae; Streptophyta; Magnoliopsida; Proteales; Proteaceae.
AUGGAAUCUUUUAAGUUCUUCUCAUCUUUCUUGAUUCUCUUCUCUUCAUGGGUUUUCUUGGGGUUCUCUCAAGGCACUGGAGGAGGAACAAGUGGUGGUGAUCCUACAGCUUGCCUUACUAAGCUCAUCCCUUGCCAAGAUUCUUUGAAGGUUUCAUCGGCGCCGCCACCGACGUGUUGUAUUCCAUUGAAGGCAAUGGUUACUGAUGAUCCAAAAUGCCUUUGUGGUCUCUAUAACGACCCAGAGAUGCUAAAGAAUUUAAACAUUACACAGGCAGAUCUUUUGAAGCUUCCAAAAGGAUGUGCCAUCAAAGUUGACAUGACUGUGUGUGAAAAAGUAGCACCAGCCAGUUCACCUACUGCUUCACCAUCAGAUUCUACUGGUACUAAGGGGAAUUCUACUGGUGGGAAUUCUACUGGCAGUCCAACAUCAAAAAGCUCAGCAGAUGGGAUCUAUCCUUUCAGUGGACUUGGUUUCAUUGUUACAUUUGUAGUUUUAAUCUUGUCAGCAUUCUAG